Molecule: messenger RNA, 2335 nt
Organism: Dictyostelium purpureum
Lineage: Eukaryota; Evosea; Eumycetozoa; Dictyosteliales; Dictyosteliaceae
Exons: 2
Coding region: 8-2266 (752 amino acids)
Biological process (GO): glutamyl-tRNA aminoacylation; translation
Cellular component (GO): cytoplasm; cytosol; methionyl glutamyl tRNA synthetase complex
Molecular function (GO): ATP binding; glutamate-tRNA ligase activity
Source: RefSeq, a predicted model, not a curated record
AAUAAAAAUGGCAAAUAAAGUUAAAGAUACAGGUAUUUUAAGAUUUGAUGAUACCCCAGCAACUCCAAAUUUCCCAUUAGUUGCAGUUAUCACUUCAAAACUUGUUGGUGGUAUUAAAAUCGUCCCAAGAAAAGGUCUCGAUUCAACCGAAUUUUCAAUUGUCGGUACCCAACAUUCACUCAAAGGUUCAUACGUCACUGCCAAAUAUUUAGCAAGAAGUAAUCCAAACCUUUCAUUAUAUGGAGAUGAUGCUUUGUCUUCAUCAAAGAUCGAUGAAUUCAUUGACAAAUUUGUCCAUUUAAAAAGUGAAAAGAUCACAGAAUUUUUAAAGGAAAUGAACGAAUUUUUAACUUUAAGAUCAUUUUUAAUUGGAUAUAAUGUCACCUUAGCAGAUAUCGUUUUAUAUAGUCGUAUCAAAAUGGUUAAAGAAAUUCAAGAUGAAAUUACAGCCAAAGGUAAAACUUUACCACAUUUAAAUAGAUGGUUAUCACACUUAAACAGUUUACAAGCUUUUGUCGAAGCUGAACAAUUAUACAGCGGUAAGAAGCCAACAGCUGCUGCAGGUGGUGAUAAGAAAGAAAAAGCAGCUCCACAAAAAGGUGCUAUGGGUUGGGUUGGUAAUUUUGAAGCAUUAAAUUUACCAGGUUUAGUUGAUGGUAAGGUUGUUACCCGUUUCCCACCAGAACCAUCAGGUUAUAUGCAUAUUGGUCAUUGCAAAGCUGCUAUUAUCAACAAUUACUAUGCCGAAAAAUACAAUGGUAAAAUUAUUAUUAGAUUCGAUGAUACCAAUCCAGCUAAAGAAAAGGAAGAAUACGUCGAAAACAUCAUCAAGGAUAUCAAUAGCUUAGGUAUUAAAUACGAAAAAAUCACUCACACCUCUGACUAUUUCGAUAUCAUUUUGGACUAUGCCGUUCAAAUGCUCAAGGAAGGUCUCGCUUACGUUGAUGAUACUCCAAUGGAAAAGAUGAGAGAAGAACGUGAACAAGGUAUCGAUAGUGUCCACCGUUCAAACUCUGUAGAAAAGAAUUUAGAACUCUUUGAAGAAAUGAAAAAGGGUUCAGCAAUUGGUGUCAAAUGUGUUAUGCGUGCUAAAUUCGAUAUGAACCAUGUUGAUAGAGCUUUCAGAGAUCCAGCAUUCUACAGAUGUAACCUCUUACCACAUCAUCGUACUGGUGACAAAUAUAAAGUUUAUCCAUUAUAUGAUUUCGCUUGUCCAAUCGUCGAUUCUAUUGAAGGUGUUACUCAUGCUCUUAGAUCAAACGAAUACAACAACAAGAGAAAUCUUUACAACCAUGUCAUCGAAAUCCUUCGUUUACAAAACAAACCAUACGUCUCUGAUUACAGUCGUUUAAGCUUUUUCAACGUUUUACUUUCAAAGAGAAAACUCCAACAUUUUGUUGACACUGGUGUCGUCACUGGUUGGAAUGAUCCACGUUUACCAACUUUCCAAGGUAUCUUCCGUCGUGGUUUAACUGUUCCAGCCCUUAAAGAAUUCAUUCUUUCACAAGGUGCUUCAGCUUCAAACACUACUUUAGAUUUAGGUAAAUUAUUUGUUGGUAACAAGAAUUUCCUCGAAUCCACCUGCCCACGUUAUACCGCUGUUGCCAAAGAAGGUGCUGUUAAAUUCACCCUUUCAAAUGGUCCAGCUCACCCAGAAGUUAAAGAUAUUCUUAAAUAUGCCAAAGAUCCAAACAUGGGUACCAAAAAAGUUACUUUCUCAAAUACUCUUCUUUUAGAACAAGACGAUUGUGUCAAUAUUAAAGAUGGUGAAGAAGUUACUCUUAUGAAUUGGGGUAAUGCUAUUGUUCGUACCGUCGAACGUAACGAUAAGGGUCAAGUUGUUUCAAUGCAAGGUGAACUUCAUUUAGAAGGUGAUUUCAAAAAAACAGAAAAGAAACUCUCUUGGUUAUCAAAUGAUACUGCUGAUAAAGUUACUGUUGUUCUUCAAGAUUACGAUUAUCUCAUCACUAAGCCAAAACUUGAAGAUGAUGAUAACUUAGACGAUUUCACCAACAAAAACACUAAAUUCGAAUUAGAAGUCAUUGCUGAUGAAAAUGUUCUCUCACUUAAACAAAAUGAUAAAAUUCAAUUUGAAAGAAGAGGUUUCUUCAAUGUCGAUCAAGUUGGUGAUGGUGUUAAACCAUACGUUUUAAUUUUCAUUCCAUCUGGUCCAAUCAAACCAAAUGGUGAAGCUCUUUAUCCAUUCAGAAAAUCAGCUGCUCCAGUUGCCACUAAACCAGCUGCUGCCAAAAAAGAAAAAAAAUAAAUAAAUAUAAUUAAAAAAAACCAAUAAAUAAAUUUAAAAUUUAAAUUAAACAAAUAUAGUAGUGAUAAU